Molecule: messenger RNA, 1260 nt
Organism: Elgaria multicarinata webbii
Lineage: Eukaryota; Metazoa; Chordata; Lepidosauria; Squamata; Anguidae
Product: hepatocyte nuclear factor 6-like
Exons: 2
Coding region: 1-1260 (419 amino acids)
Biological process (GO): regulation of transcription by RNA polymerase II
Cellular component (GO): nucleus
Molecular function (GO): DNA-binding transcription factor activity, RNA polymerase II-specific; RNA polymerase II cis-regulatory region sequence-specific DNA binding
Source: RefSeq, a predicted model, not a curated record
AUGAACGUCCAGUUGGGUUUGGAGAACGGCGGGGACAUGUCGGUCCAGGAACAGGAGCUCAUGCACAGCGACAGCCGGGCCUUGCACUCGGCUCUCCAGAGGCCAUCUUUGGUGGCUUCCGUCCUGGAAGGAAGUGACUACCACCGGGCCGAGCACGCUUUGGCCACCACGCUGCACCCCGGGCUGGGCUUCGGGGGAGACUCGCCCACCGCCGGGGCGGGCAACAGCUACACCACGCUGACCCCGCUGCAGCCCCUGCACGAGAAGUUCCACCAUCAGCACCAUCACCACCACCAUCACCAGUGUUUGCCGAUGGGCAACGUCAUUGGAAGCUUCACCCUCAUGAGGGAGGACCGGGGGCUGGGGGCCGGCGGGAACUUUUACAGCCCUUACCACAAGGACAUCGGCAUGGGCCAAAGCUUGUCCUCGCUGCCCAGCCCGCAACUGGCUCCCAUGCACAGCUACACGGGACACGCCACCGCCGGGCACUUGGCCAACGAGAAGAUGGUGAUCAGCAACGGCUUCGAUGCCCACUCGACCGCCAUGUUUGGCCGGAUGGACCAGCACUUCCCGCGGGAGAUGUCUCCCGCCCAGAACUCCACCAUGGCCUCCCCAAAUGCCAUGAGUCAAACCCCCUACGGCCACCCUCGGGUGGACAUGAACGCCCGGCCCAACCCGCCCAUUGCCACCCAGACCACCGUCCUCUCCAGCCAACUGGAGGAGAUCAACACCAAAGAGGUGGCCCAGCGGAUCAUCGCCGAGCUCAAGAGGUACAGCAUCCCACAGGCCAUCUUCGCCGAGCGAGUCCUCUGUAGGUCUCAGGGGACCUUGUCAGACCUCCUCAGGAAUCCCAAACCCUGGAGCAAACUCAAGUCCGGGAGGGAGACGUUCAAGAGGAUGUGGAGGUGGCUCCAGGAACCCGAAUUUCAGAGAAUGGCAGCUUUAAGGUUAGAAGCCUGCAAAAGGAAAGAGCAAGAUCAAAGCAAAGCCGACAGAAACCACGUCCCUAAGCGCCACCGGCUGGUCUUCACCGACAUCCAGCGCCGGACCCUCCACGCCAUCUUUCACGAGAACCAACGGCCUUCCAAAGACCUUCAAAUCACCAUCGCCCAGCAGCUGGGCCUGGAGCUGUCCACGGUUAGCAACUUCUUCAUGAACGCCCGGCGACGGAGCCUGGACAAGUGGAUGGAGGAGAGCCGCUCCCCAUCUUCAGGCAACCAUGCCAACGCCGCCUCGGCCGUCACCUGCACCAAAGCAUAG